GCUGAUCAGUGUAGUAUCUGAUCAGUGAUGCUCACGGGUUUGACGCUUGACGCUCUGACGCUUCCAUGUAAUGACACCUUUAAGCAGGGAUAGCAAAGUAAAGUAACAAUAUAACGCAUGAAAAACGUUAGUAAUAUCGAAAAAAUCACUUGCAGUUCGAAAAAUAUGAUGACUUCACAAGUGAAUAAAAAGGAAGAAAACGUUACGAAUUGGUGGCUCUUACUGGGAUGUAUAACUAUGCUGACAUUACUCACAAGAUUCUAUAAAGUUACGGAGCCUCAGCAUGUUUGUUGGGAUGAAACUCAUUUUGGAAAAAUGGGCAAUUGGUACAUAAAUAGGACAUUCUUUUUUGAUGUACAUCCGCCUUUGGGAAAGGUAUAUAAUUUUUGUGGAAAUCUUUUAAAUGCUUAUUGCUUUGUCUGGAUAUAUAACUGGCUAUGAUGGUACAUUUGCUUUUGAAAAACCUGGAGAUAAAUUUGAAAAUGUUAAUUAUAUCGGCAUGAGAAUUUUCUGCACAUCUUUAGGUGCAAGCAUUGUUCCUUUGUCGUAUCUCAUCGUAUGGGAUCUCACUAAGUCCACUCGUGCUUCCUCGCUUGCUGCUAUUUUUAUUUUAUUUGAUGUAGGACUGCUGACAUUAAAUCAGUAUAUUCUCUUGGACCCAAUAUUGUUAUGUUUUAUGAUGUGCGCGACAUGGGGAAUGGUGCGCGUGGCGUCGCUCCGAAAUCAACCAUUUACAUGUUCUUGGUGGUUGUGGUUGUCAUUUACUGGAGCUUCGCUUGCGUGUACAAUUAGUGUGAAAUUUGUUGGGCUUUUCGUUGUUCUACUCGUGGGUCUUUAUACUGUACACGAGCUUUGGCGAGAAUUAGGGGAUCUGUCCAAUUCUAUCUCUUACGUGGGAAGACAUUUGUUAGCAAGGUGCUUUUGCCUCAUCUUAUUACCGGUUUUACUUUACAUGCUGUUUUUCUAUAUUCAUCUUUCUGUUCUGAAUAAAAGCGGAAGCGGCGAUGGGUUCUACAGUUCCGAAUUUCAGUCAUUAUUACGAGGGAAUUCGUUAUAUAAUGCCACUAUGCCGCGGCAAUUAGCCUAUGGUGCUUCGAUUACUUUAAAGAAUCAUCGCACAGGUGGUGGUUAUUUGCAUUCGCAUUGGCACUUGUACCCCGAAGGAAUUGGUGCCAGACAGCAACAGAUUACGACUUAUUCUCAUAAAGAUGAUAAUAAUUUAUGGUUAGUGAAAAAAUUUGAUUCAGAUGAAAUGCCGUCCGAAGCAAUGUUGGUCAAACAUGGCGACCUCAUUCGUCUAGAGCACGUAAUCACGAGACGAAAUUUACAUUCACACAAAGAAAUUGCACCAAUUUCGAAGAAACAUUAUCAAGUUACCGGAUACGGAGAAAACGGCACAGGCGAUGCCAAUGAUGUCUGGAAAAUAUUGAUAACUAAUGGGAAGGAUGGUGAUGUGGUAGAAACGGUAACAAGUAAAUUAAAGUUCAUACAUUAUCUUCAUCAUUGUGUAUUGACGUGUAAUGGCAAGACAUUACCAAAAUGGGGAUAUAAUCAACAAGAAGUCUCUUGCAAUCCAAAUAUGAGAGAUAAAAAUGCGUUAUGGAACAUAGAAGAUAAUCAGUAUGCUAAAUUACCAAAUGUCAGUUUCCAAGUGUACGCGCCAGGAUUUAUCGACAGAUUUCUGGAAUCACAUGCCGUAAUGUUGCAAGGAAACUCGGAUCUAAAAGUGAAAGAAGGAGAAGUAUCCUCACGACCAUGGCAAUGGCCGAUAAAUUAUAGAGGACAGUUUUUUUCUGGAAAUAACCAGAGAAUAUACCUACUUGGUAAUCCUAUUAUUUGGUGGGGGAACAUAGUUUUCCUUAUAGUGUUUAUAAUUCUUUAUGCAUAUGCUGCUGUACGUGAGCAACGAGGAUGUGUUGACGAUAUCGUUCUAGUCGAACAACGAAGCAGAAUAACUCACGCUGGCAAAUGGAUUUUUCUUGGAUGGAUUUUGCAUUAUGCGCCGUUCUGGGCGAUGAGUAGAGUACUAUAUUUUCAUCAUUAUUUCCCGGCGUUGUUGUUCAGUUCCAUGUUGACUGGGGUUACGUUGAAUCAUAUUAUCGAUAGCCUCUUAUUGUUGCUUCCUGGCAAAGUGGGAAACACAGUUUAUCAUGUUAUAUUAGGAACUGUAAUUUCCGGUACUGCAUACAGGUUACAGUUACCGGAUGUAGAUAUCUUUAUCGAAAUAUAUUCCUGGUGUAUGUUAGAAUUCUUGAAUUUCAUAAAAAUGCUCCGUUGGCAACUCAUUUGUCUUGCGCCCUGUGCUCAAGGAUCAGAAUCUCUGAGCAUCUCAAGCAGGAUAAGUGCUCUGGAAAGUGUAUCGUCUACACGUCUAAGGCAGAUACAUAGGAGGGGAAUAUGGAUAUUCCUGGCAAGUCUGUUCCUAUUCCGACCGAGCGCUUUCCCCCCAUGGAUCACGGUCGGGGAGGUGCUCCCCGUAAUGUACGCGACGUUAAACCUAUUGAUAUGGGUAAUGGGCAACCUCUCCGUGGGACUCCCUGUGGUCGCGCGCGGGGUAGAUCGCACGUCUAGGCUAUUCCCAUAUAGUGCACGCCUUUUGCGCUCUUCUCCCACCCGUGGUUCUAGGCACCGGCACCCCCAGCGGUACGCUUCAUCGAUAGCUCAGGUAACACCCCUUGGUGGAACCUUCAUCGCAGCGGGGCCUAAGUGCACAGCGGCCUUAGCCUAACGGAUCAGGGGGCGUGGACCCCCAGCGUUGCCAUAGCGGAUCACUGGCGCGCCCCCCGUUGCCGACUAUCACCGGCCACCGUGCACCCGGAUAUCCCGUUCUCCGAAUGAAUCACUGAGAAGUGUGACUCCAGUGCCUUUAAGAUUCGCGUAGUAAUCUGAUGCUUCACGACCGCGGUAUGCUCUAGCCGUAAUUGUUGGUUCAAUACUUCUGUUCGUGCUAACGAGGUUUCAUUGUUUUGUCCUGUGAUAACACCUAGGGCCCGGCGGACACCUAUCCCACCGCUGCCACUAAAUUUGUCGUGCCCUUUUCUGUCGGAUACGAAGGAAAGGAUCUUAGGACUCGGUGCUGCGGGCGCGGCAGGAUGUGUGGUGAUGGGAGUGAUUCAAAAAGAUUGUAGUCAACUAAUGUAGUAAACUAACUUUAUUAUAA
Molecule: messenger RNA, 3160 nt
Organism: Odontomachus brunneus
Lineage: Eukaryota; Metazoa; Arthropoda; Insecta; Hymenoptera; Formicidae
Gene: twisted
Product: protein O-mannosyl-transferase 2
Exons: 18
Coding region: 404-2728 (774 amino acids)
Biological process (GO): protein O-linked glycosylation via mannose
Cellular component (GO): membrane; endoplasmic reticulum
Molecular function (GO): dolichyl-phosphate-mannose-protein mannosyltransferase activity
Source: RefSeq, a predicted model, not a curated record